AUGACAAUAGCCUUCACGCUAGAGGCGCAGGUGGCGGAGGCCCGCGCGACCAAUAAACGACGGCGGCCACUGCGAUGUGACAGCAACGAGGACGACACGUGUCCCGCCAGUCGGCACUUCGAACCGCGUCUGAAUGCGCUGGUUGACUGCGGCAGCUUCCAGGCCCGCGUUCCUGGGACCUUCUGCGUCAAAAUUUACCAAGAAAGCACGGGAUGGUUCGGGUGGAUCAAAAUCACUCGCCGGUGCGCCGCACGAACUGACUACGGAGUGGCGAAAGGAUGUCGCUAUUGGUUUGACGAUCAGGGUGUGUAUCAUGAGGUCUGCUAUUGCCAGGAUCGAGACGGCUGCAAUGCCGCAGUUCGAAUUAAGGAUUGGGCGCUAGCAUUUUGCCUCAUUGUCGUCAUUCGGAUUCUGCUCCCCUUGUAG
Molecule: messenger RNA, 426 nt
Organism: Mesocestoides corti
Lineage: Eukaryota; Metazoa; Platyhelminthes; Cestoda; Cyclophyllidea; Mesocestoididae
Source: the annotation of a GenBank genome assembly